Messenger RNA from Trichomycterus rosablanca, 943 nucleotides. RefSeq names its product transmembrane protein 17 (gene tmem17). NCBI's taxonomy places the organism in Eukaryota, Metazoa, Chordata, Actinopteri, Siluriformes, Trichomycteridae. Gene Ontology annotation, biological process: non-motile cilium assembly. Gene Ontology annotation, cellular component: ciliary transition zone. The transcript has 5 exons. The record is from RefSeq and is a predicted model, not a curated record. Bases 106 to 681 code for a protein of 191 amino acids.
CUACAGAACCGACUCCCGACACUUUCAGCUGCAGCUGUUGAUAGCAACUGUAGUUGUUAGCAACUGUAGUAGAGGGAGUUAGCUGUGGACGGCGAGCUGUACGGUAUGGAUCUACCUGAACCUAUAAGAAGACGUUUAGGAGAUUUCUCAAGAACUGUUUUCGUGGAUCAGAAGCAUCUUCAACUUUCACCUGAGGAUCAUAUUACAUUUCUCAAUCAAAAUGCAGAUGUUAUAUCCAGCUUGCCGCUUCAGAUGUCCUUGUUUUUCAACAUGUGGUUCUUUCCUCUGUGGUGGAUUAGUGAAGUCGUGAUGCUGCACCUCAAAUACCCUGCCCUUCCAGACUACUACAAGUUUAUCUUGAUUACUAUCCUCAUUGUAAUGACCCUUAUUGAGGCUAUCAGGCUGUACCUUGGCUAUGCAGGAAAUCUGCAAGAAAAGGUACCUGAACUGGCAGGAUUUUGGCUCCUGAGCCUCCUUCUGCAGUUCCCUUUGAUUUUAUUCCAGCUCUUCAACGAAUCUAUUCUUAUUCAGCCUUUGGAAAGAGGGGUUCACAUAGUUCUGGCUUUGUUCAUUUUAACAGAGACUUUGUCUGGUUUUGUUGCCCUGCGUGCAAUGGUCAAACACACUGAAAGCCGCUUUCACCUAAGCCAGUUUGAUGGAAUUCAAGAACUUCGGGCAUGACAGCACUCCUGCAUAAAGGACCACAAAAAUAUUUUACUACUGUGUUAAUUAUAUGAAAUAUGAUAUGCCUUGUGUAUAAACUAAUUACUUUUUUAUACAUUUUGAAAUGUGUCCGUCAAAAAUAAAAUGAAAUUGUGCUAUAUCAUGGUAUUUUUGUGGUAUCACCCACCGCAUGUAUAUGUAUGUAUGUACUGUUGAUGUGAACUGUUUUGAUGUAUUAUAUUUUUUACUCACAUCAUUAGUAAAUUGUGUAAAAGUAUUU